AUUUUAAUCUUAAUUCUUUCUCUUACAGUCUAUUGUCUUAAAAAUAAAGUUUUUAUCUAACGAUCUUUUAAUUUAAUCGAUUGCAAUAAUAAAAAGCGGACAAACGAAGUAUUCGAUUGACAGCUUGGAAGAGUUCAAAGUACUUUUUAUCAUUGUUUUGUUUUCGUUAACUUUUAGUUAAAUUACUUAGCAUUUAAUUUUAUUAAUUAGUGAUCAUGUUGAGUGUUCUGGCUAAAUCGGUUCCGGCAUUAGCUCCUAUCCGUAAUUCAAGAUGUAUAGCUUCACUGUCAGCUCUAUCCGACACAUACCAAAUGCUCCAGAAGACGUGCCGGGACUUUGCGGAGGGUGAACUUAAGCCCAAUGCAGCUAAAUAUGAUCGCGAGCAUUUGUACCCUGGAGAUGCCAUCAAAAAGAUGGGUGACUUAGGUCUUAUGGCCAUAGCAACGCCAGAAGAACUCGGUGGGGCAGGGUUGGACUAUCUGGCAUAUGCUAUAGCGCUGGAAGAGAUAUCCCGAGGGUGUGCGUCGGCGGGCGUCAUCAUGUCGGUCAAUAAUUCCUUAUACUUGGGACCUGUGAUGCACUUUGGUAAUGACAAACAGAAGCAAGAGUUUGGAACCCCAUUCUGUACCGGUGACCCUGUGGGCUGUUUUGCUCUAUCAGAGCCAGGAAAUGGAUCUGAUGCUGGUGCAGCAUCAACAAUGGCCAAAGAUGGUGGAGACAAAUGGGUCUUAAACGGAACUAAAUGCUGGAUAACCAAUGGAUAUGAGAGCAAAGCCUCAGUUGUGUUCGCUACCACAGACAAGAGCCUAAAGCAUAAAGGGAUCUCUGCAUUUUUAGUACCAAAGCCUACCAAGGGCUUAGAUUUAGGGAAGAAGGAAGACAAAUUAGGUAUCCGGGGGUCAUCAACAUGCUCUUUAAUAUUUGAGGACUGUGAGAUCCCGAAAGAGAAUAUAUUGGGCAAGCCGGGUAUGGGAUUCAAGAUUGCCAUGAUGACUUUGGAUGCAGGGAGGAUUGGUAUUGCUUCCCAGGCAUUAGGCAUAGCUCAGGCCUCCCUAGACGUGGCCAUAGAAUAUGCAUCAAAACGCAUGGCGUUCGGCAAGCCCAUAAUGAAGCUGCAAGCCAUCCAAAGCAAGCUGUCCGACAUGGCGCUGCAGCUCGAGUCCGCGCGGCUGUUGACGUGGCGCGCGGCGUGGCUGAAGGACAACAAGAUGCCGUUCACGAAGGAGGCCGCCAUGGCCAAACUUGCAGCCUCUGAAGCUGCGACAUUCUUGGCGCAUCAGUGCAUCCAGAUUCUUGGUGGCAUGGGAUACGUAUCAGAUAUGCCCGCAGAGCGACAUUACAGAGAUGCCAGAAUUACCGAAAUAUACGAGGGAACAUCCGAAAUACAGAGGCUGGUCAUAGCUGGGCAGCUCAUCAAAGAAUAUGGCCUUUGAACUAUCCUACCUCAAAACAAUAGUCGAAGAAAUAUGGUAAGGUCCAUGACGUCAGAAUGUAUGUGUUCAUUAAUGAGAAAGUACUAUUUUAGUGACAACUUUGUGUUUAAAAGUUGUUUAGUGAUUACCAUCAGGCGGGCUGUAUGCUUGUUUGCCACCGACGCAGUAUAAAAAAAAAACAUCAUUUGCACAAUAUAUGUAUCUAAAGUUAAUUGAAAUCCGUGAAUUUGAAAUUUACAAUUUUACAUAAAAUAUAUGGAUGAAAUUUUGUGACAUGCCCAAAUCAAAGGCGAACUAUUUUCAGUAUUUUAUUGCUAUAAUACUCUUACGAUGAAACAAUAAAAUUAUUAAGUAUAAAUUAAGGUUUGAUGCACUUUUAUACAGAAGGAUAAUGUGUAAGAAUCAUGAUAAGUCAAAUAAAUGCUUAUAAUAUAAAUACAAAGUGAGUACAUAAA
Messenger RNA from Cydia pomonella (codling moth), 1888 nucleotides. RefSeq names its product short-chain specific acyl-CoA dehydrogenase, mitochondrial (gene Arc42). The record is from RefSeq and is a predicted model, not a curated record. Gene Ontology annotation, molecular function: flavin adenine dinucleotide binding. NCBI's taxonomy places the organism in Eukaryota, Metazoa, Arthropoda, Insecta, Lepidoptera, Tortricidae. Gene Ontology annotation, cellular component: mitochondrion. The transcript is spliced from 5 exons. Gene Ontology annotation, biological process: butyrate catabolic process; fatty acid beta-oxidation using acyl-CoA dehydrogenase. The coding region runs from base 216 to 1433 and encodes 405 amino acids.